This is a messenger RNA of Mobula hypostoma (lesser devil ray), 3849 nucleotides long. Its product is annotated as endonuclease domain-containing 1 protein-like. Gene Ontology annotation, molecular function: hydrolase activity; metal ion binding; nucleic acid binding. Bases 144 to 1184 code for a protein of 346 amino acids. The transcript is spliced from 2 exons. The record is from RefSeq and is a predicted model, not a curated record. Lineage: Eukaryota; Metazoa; Chordata; Chondrichthyes; Myliobatiformes; Myliobatidae.
CAGAGGAGCCUGAAUGAGUGGCUCACUCUGCUUUGUGCUCCCUCAUUCCAGAAGGUUCCGUCUUGCAGAACUUUCCCCCAGGAAACUGCAGUGACACAGAUCGUCAGCUUGUCAACCACGGGUUGAAGCCCCCUCUGCUCAGCAUGGCCAUUGGGCUCGGCGCUCUGGUCUGGUUCCUGCUCCUGGCUACCUCCCACCCUGGGACAGUGCAGGGGACGGUGGUUCAAAACUUCCAGGAAUGUCACUCUUUCUUCAAGGACGGGAUCCCACCGCAGGGAUUCGAAAACAUGGGCAACCUGGUCAGGAUCUGUCAGAGGAAGGAGAACCGCUAUCACUUCGCCACUUUGUACCGGACAGACCUGAGGAUCCCAGUCUACUCCGCCUACAUGUAUCUGAGAGCCAGGGACAUGGUGGAAAUUCAGAGACCUUGUGACUGGUUUUAUGAGCCUCAGAUUGAUGAUCCGACUGCCAGUCCUGAAAUGGAAUCCAGCAAGAACAAGAACAGUACAAAACAAGCAGUGGACACAGAUUAUGAAAAAUCAGGUUAUGACCGAGGACAUCUGUACCCGUAUACCUUCAAUGCACAAGAUAGUCCAGAAGCCAGCUGCACCCUCACUAAUGCGAUCCCCCAGACAGGUGAGGAUAAUAAGAAAUGGUAUCAUUAUGCGGAGAGAUGCAUUAAAGAUUUGGCGAAGAUCUGCUCCAACGCUGGCAGCCGGAUGUACGUGGUAACGGGCUCUGCUAAAUACACAGGGAGGAAAAUGAAGAAUAAGGUUGAGGUGCCUGGGCUGAUCUGGUCAGCUGCUUGCUGUACCUCAUCAGGGAGGCUGGAAGUGCUUAGUUCACCUGAAGAGAUGGAAGUAACCCCAGUGAAUACCCAGAAGGACUUCUCCAUUGCAUUCAUGAAAGAGUUGCUGACUGGUAAGACUGUAACCAAAAUGACAGUAUUGCAGCUGGAGAGUAAACUGAAAGUGAAGAUCUUUAACCAGUGCAGGGGAACAAGUCAAACUGAUGAAGAGGAGAACUAUCAAGAGGUGAACGCUUUGCUAAAAGAAAAAUGGUGUGAGAUUCCGGAACUCGAAAAGGAUUCAGAAAGGAAUAGACUGAGUUGGCUAAGAAAACUGGUGCAAGAGCUCAAGAGGGCAUUUUUGGCAUUUCUUGAAUAUUUUCUACCGCAAGACUAACAGCAAGUUAUAGUUGCUUCUCCCUUCCCCCUUCUCUUCUUUUCCAUUCCCCAUUUGGCUCCCCUCUUACCCGCUUCUCUUCACCUUCCUCGUGUGUCCCUUCUCCUUCCCUUUUUCCCAUGACCCACUCUCCUCUCCUAACAUAUUCCUUCUUCAGUCCUUGGAGUAGAAAUAGGCCAUUCAGCCCAUUGAAUCUUCUCUGCUAUUCCAUCAUAAGAACAUAACAAAUGGGAGCAGGAAUAGGCCAUCCGGCCCAUCGAGCCUGCCUGUCCAUAAACUCAGCUCCAUCCACCUGCCUUUUCCCCAUAACCCUUAAUCCCCCUACUAUGUAAAAAUCUAUCUAACUGUAUCUUAAAUAUCUUUAGUGAAGAAGCCUCAACUGCUUCCCUGGACAGAGAAUUCCACAGACUCACCACUCUCUGGGAAAAACAGUUUCUCCUCAUUCCUGUACUAAAUCUUCUCCGCUGAAUCUUGAGGCAAUGCACUCUAGUUCUAGUCUCACCUAUCAAUGGAAACAACUUUCCUACUUCUAUCUUAUCUAUCCCUUUCAAAAUUUUGUAUGUUUCUAUAAGAUCCCCUCUCAUUCUUCUGAAUUCUAGAGAGUAUAGUCCCAGGCGAUUCAACCUCUCCUCAUAGGUUAACCCCUUCAUCUCUGGAAUCAACCUAGUGAACCUCCUCUGCACCGUCUCCAAAGCCAGUAUAUCCUUCCUCAAGUAUGGAGACCAGAACUGCACGCAGUACUCCAGGUGCAGCCUCACCAGUACCCUGUAUAGUUGCAGCAUGACCUCCCUGCUCUUGAAUUCAAUCCCUCUAGCAAUGAAGGCCAACAUUCCGUUUGAUGUAUUAACCCUUCAACCCCAUUCUUUGCCUACCGACACAACCGAUCGACAGACGACACAAUAGCCACAGCUCUACACACUGUCCUUGCACAUCUGGAGAAACAUAGGAACACAGAAAGCCUACAGCACAACACAGGCCCUUCGUCCUACAAUGCUGUGCCAAAUAUGUACUUACUUAGAAAUUAUCUAAGGAUGCUUAUGUGAGAAUGCUGUUCUUGGUGUAAAGUUCAGCAUUCAUCACCAUAAUUCCCGCUAGGCUUGACAAGAAGCUGAGACCCCAGCCUUCACCCUGCCUUGUGCAGCUGGAUCCUGGACUUCCUGUCAGAUUGUUGGCAGGUGGUAACAGUGGGCUCCCUCACCUCUGCCCCUCUGGCCCUCAACAAAGGUGCCCCUCAGGGCUGUGUCGUAAGCCCCUUCCUUUACUCUCUGUAUACCCAUGACUAUAUCGCCACCCACAGCUCCAAUCUGCUAAUUUAAUUUGCUGACGACACUACACUGAUUGGCCUAACCUCAAAUAAUAAUAAGGCAGCCUGCAAGAAGUCAUCACCCUGACACAGUGGUGUCAAGAAAACAACUUCUCCCUCAGUGUCACAAAAACUAAAGAGCUGGUUGUGCAUUACAGGAGGAAUAGAGACAGGCUAACCCCUAUUGACAUCAAUGGAUCUGGGGUUGACAGGGUGAACAGCUUUAAAUUCCUCGGCAUACAUAUCACCGGCUGUGUGGUGAAAAAAGCACAACAGUGCCUCUUUCACCUCAGAAGGUUGAAGAGUUUAGAAGCAAAUCCCUUCCCCCUUUUCCUUUAGGAAGGAAGAUGAGAAAGGCCACAACAAUCAGAAACAGCAGCUUCUGUCUUGAAAUUAACAAAAAAAUCUUAUUAAUAAUUUUAAACUUUCUCAUUUACAAAAAGGUGUACAGUUCUGGUCACCUAACUAUACGAAGGAAAUCAGUAAGAUUGAAAGAGUGCAGAGAAGAUUUACUGGGAUGUUGCCGGGUCUUCAGGAGUUGAGUUACAGGGAACAAUUGAACAAGUUAGGACUUUAUUCCUUGGAGCGUAGAAGAAUGCGGGGAGAUUUGAUAGAGGUUUACAAAAUUAUGAGGGGUAAAGACAGAGUAAAUGUGAAUAGACCCUUUCCACUUAGAUUAGGAGAGAUAAAUAUGAGAGGACAUGGCUUUAGGGUGAAAGGGGAAAGGUUUCGGGGGAACAUUACGGGGAACUUCUUCACUCAGAGUAGUGGGAGUGUGGAACGAGCUGCCAUCUGACAUGAUAAAUGCGGGCUCACUCUUAAGUUUUAAGAAUAGAUUGGAUAGGUACAUGGAUGGGAGAGGUCUGGAGGGUUAUGGACUGGAUGAAGGUCAAUGGGACUAGCGGAAUAAUGUUUCGGCACAGACUAGAAGGACCGAAUGGUCUGUUUUCUGUGCUGUAGUGUUCUCUGGUUCUGUGGUUCUAAGUAUUGAUGCAAAUCUAUGCAUAAGGUCCAUUGGGAAGUGAUUUCCUCCUGUAGAUCUUAUGUUUUUUGCUUUACAGAUUUGAUUUGUUGGUUUGUAUGCAAUCCAAGUUACAAAAAUGGAUUUAAUUAUCGGAUACUUCUUGUACACAUCUUUAAUGUAGUUUGCAUGUGCUUUGAGUUACCCAGUUUGCAUAUAUUUACAGAUAUACUGAAGAUAAUUUUGUCAAUCAAUUGCCAGUGUAUUUUGUUAAUUAAUGUCUGCCUCAUGAGCAAUUCAGCAACAGCUGGACAUUCAGUGUAACCAACGAAAGGUGGAGAGAUCACAGAUCAUUAAUUGUGAAGUUUGUAAUCCAUUGUGUGAUUUUUCAUCAAAUAAAA